Molecule: messenger RNA, 2076 nt
Organism: Alternaria metachromatica
Lineage: Eukaryota; Fungi; Ascomycota; Dothideomycetes; Pleosporales; Pleosporaceae
Exons: 1
Coding region: 1-2076 (691 amino acids)
Biological process (GO): protein linear polyubiquitination; proteasome-mediated ubiquitin-dependent protein catabolic process
Cellular component (GO): ubiquitin ligase complex
Molecular function (GO): zinc ion binding; ubiquitin-protein transferase activity; ubiquitin binding
Source: RefSeq, a predicted model, not a curated record
AUGUCGGACUUCUCCGCCGUGGUCACAUCUGACCUAUCUCCACAAACAUCUGUACAAGAGCUAGUCGACUUCUUGAUCGGCAGAGGCUUUUCCCAGGUGACGCACGAUUGUGUUCGCCUCAAACACAUCCCUGAGAAGCUCCAUAAGACAGGUCUGAUCAAAGUUCGUGAUCCAGACUUCGCCAACAAGCUUCUUCAAUGUCUUGAGGAUGCUCCGAUUCGUCUUCGGGGUAUGGAAGUUCGCGUGUCGAAAAUGCAAAUUGCAGGAGAGACAGUAUCCGGAAUGAAUCGACUUCAGCUCACCAGCGUGACAUGUUCAUGGUUCAAUCCUUCCAAGGUGGCUUAUCUCGAAUAUGAUGCGGACUGGAAAGCGAAGCGGGCGCUCGAACGCAUCGGGCGCCCGGACUCAAAUGAGUUCCAGGGCCGGAAGCUCGAUGUCACGUAUCAAUCAGCUCGGUCCUUGCAAGUAGGCAAUCUAGACCUGCAUACGAACGAAGCGGGACUUCGACGCUUUCUUCCAUAUCCACCGCCCACUAAGGUGACUUGGGGACCUCAAUCUCACAGUCUCACUGCGAAACAGCUAGAAGAAAGAGCUAUCACGCAACUUCAAUCGCACGGUACUCUCAUCGAAGAGUGUACUCCUUAUCCCCAGAAGGGAGGAAGUAGAACGAAGAUCAUCGCCAAGUUUAGCGAAGCAGAGGCAGCACGAAAUGCGGUCAAGAAGAUGCACGAAACUUGUCUCGAUCUCAGCUCCAAUGAUAAGAUGCAGGUCAAUCCUCUGGUUUCCAUCAAAUUGUCGGUCUCCUCUCGAAUCCUAGCAGCCAUUCGAUCACAGCUUGACCCUCUAGUCGACCAAACAUGGCGAACAGAUUACGUUAAGAUCAAGAGCUACAACACUCUGGGCAAACAAUACACCCAAGUCCGCAUCUUCGGGCAGUCCAGAGAGCCAGUUGCCAAGGCCAAGUCGGCCGUGGAGAAGCUCCUUACCGGUCAGAUCGCCACCGACGGACAUGGCCCGUUCACAGACCCGUUCUACUUCAGGCCUUCAACAAAGGACUUUCUGAACGAUCUGGGAGCGUCACAUGGGGUUUUCAUACACCAGGAUUUACGUCGAUCGGUUCUUCGACUAUACGGAGAUCACGAGGGUAUCGAACGAGUCGAAAGCGCUCUAGUGGCUAAGUGUGCAGAAUUGAGGGAGCAUUCUCACGCCGUUAUUCUUGAUCCCGAGGCUUUGGAGUUUGCCCUCAAAGGUGGAUAUCGAAAAGUCGUCGCCGCUUUCGGGAAGAACAGAGUAAAGCUAGACAUCAUCAACACCCCAAAGCGAAUCAUCGUCGAAGGCUCCACGGAAGAUGCGGUCCGGGUACGGGAGAUUAUCGCAUCGUGUGCAUCGUCUUCAUUGGGAACACACAAAACCGGGAUCUCCAAUAGCGAGGACAAAUCCGAGCUACUCUGCCCGGUCUGCUUCACCCCACCGGAAGACCCUAUCAAGACGUCGUGCGGCCACGUCUAUUGCAACCCCUGCCUCGUUUCGCAAUGCACGUUUGCCGACUCAUUUCCGCUCAGAUGUCUCGGAGAGGACGCAGCUUGUGGCUCUCCAUUGGGUCUUUCCGACGUCAAGAAAGUUCUUUCUGGAACUGGAUACGAUGAUCUUCUCCAGAAUUCCCUGACGUCAUACCUUCGUAGUCGACCAACGGAAUUCCACUACUGCUCCACACCUGAUUGCGAUCGUUUCUACAGAAUCUCGGACGCUGAAAACCCUCGAAUGUUUGACUGCGACGGCUGCCUCACCUCCAUCUGCACUAGCUGCCACCAAGGACCCCAUGACGGGCACACUUGUGAGACCAACAAACGUCUGAUGAGAGCUGUCAUAGAGGAAGACGAGAAGCUCACGAAAUGGAAGACGGACCAUGAUGUACGAGACUGCCCAAAGUGCGGGGUGCCGAUCGAGAAGGCGGAUGGUUGCAAUCACAUGACGUGCACCUCGUGCCAGGUACACAUCUGCUGGUUCUGCAUGAAGACGCUUAGCAGCGGAGGCGAGACGUACAAACACAUGCAGAGCGUACAUAGCGGUGUUUAA